Symbiodinium natans is the source of this 2709-nucleotide messenger RNA. NCBI's taxonomy places the organism in Eukaryota, Dinophyceae, Suessiales, Symbiodiniaceae. The record is from the annotation of a GenBank genome assembly.
AUGCCGUCUGCCCGAUCAUCGCAAGCUUCAUCGAGCUCUAAGAGUCAGCAAAGUCAGCAAAGCACAGGAAAGCCUUCCAGGGCUUCUUCCAGGUCUUCGAAGGAUGUGGCAGAGGCCCCACAGGAGCCACAGGGAAGCCACGGAGACAAAGCACUGGUUGAGCCUGAGCAGACUGAAGCGACCGAGGCAGAGGGCCCUCCGGUGGACACCUGGCAAUCGAAGGGCUCGAAGGACUCGAAGGGCUCUAAGGACGCUAAGGAUCCCCCAGAGUCCAAGGAUCCCCCAGGGUCCAAGGAUCCCCCAGGGUCCAAGGGCGACUUGGACGACUUGGGUUCCGCAACUGGUGCACCUGCUGGUGUCCCGGGUGAGCUUGCCGAGGCCGAGCUUCUGCCAGGGCAACCCGACAGACAGGGAAUGGCAUCCCAAGACGCGUGGGAGGAGACGCUGGCCGCACCUGUGGACGAGGAGACUUUGUGGAGACCUCCACCGAUCGUAGUAGAUGUAGUAGACAACGACCCGCCACACCUUGGAGAGGAGGAGGAUACACCAGGGCCCCCUGCUUCCCGUCUCGACUCCUUUCACAUGGAUCUUUCGGACACGGAGGAUGCACCGAACACGGAAGUGCGGUUGCCCAUCAGCCCGCUCAGCGACUACGAGGGUUACGGCGUCUACGGGUCCAUGGUGCGCUUUUCAGACGGAGACUCAGCUUCACGUGAGGUGGGUGCAUGGACCCUUGACCGUCUUGACCAGUCCACUCCAGAGAACCAACCUCACUCCGAAGACAGCUCUGUGAAUCUGAAAUCCAAGUUUAAAUCGAGUCGGCUAACCACCAAGUCCUUGGGAUCUCUAGACGUUCGGAGGAAUGUCUCGUCACCAGUGCAGGGAAAUGCUUCCCAGCCACUGGGCCUGAACAUGCCUUCCUCACGGAGCCAUCGAGACCUUAUCCCGUCAGCAGAGAUGGCCCGUCGCUCGCUGACGAUCCGCAAUUCGGGUAUACCAGCGCAGGGAACCAGGCAAGAUUCCGAUCGCGCGGAGCUUCCCAGAGGCAGCAGUCUGAACAGGCUACGUCCAAUCACGUCCAUAAGGCCCCCACGAUCUCGACCUGUUUCCUGGGUGGAUCGCAGGCAACACGUGAGCGAGGUGAGGACCGCUCAGAUGGAUCUGGGCUGGGACAUGGAAGGUCACAUGCCGGACCUGUCGCACGCAGCCCCUGGCUUCCUAUCACAAGCCCACCUUCGGUCUGAAGAGUAUUGGAAGGAUCUCCUUGGUAUUGACGACGAGAGUAUCGCAACCUUCCAUUUUAUUCAGAGCGACCUUUGUGGUAAGUUCAUGGCUACCUGUAUCAUUGUGUUCGUACUCAUAGUCGGACACCGCGACACAGAUCAAUUGCCAAAGUGGGGAUCAGAGCUUGUGCACUGCAUCCUAGCAAUAAGCCUGAUUGAGAUUGCCAUGCACAUCUGCAACCACUACCAGGGGGCACCCUACAAGAAGCCGGAAGACAAGACAAUUCUACUGCUAGACUCGAUCGCGGUCUUGGUUUCCUGCUGUGAGAUCUGGAUCUUCCCAGUCGUUCUGGGUCCGAGUUUGCACUUCUCGCGCAUGGUUUGGCUCAUCCGGUUCUUGCGGGUCAUCAGCAUGAUACCCUCUCUGCGGGAGCUGACCCUGGGUGUGCUCGACGCGCUGCAGGGGUUGUUCUGGGUACUGAUGUUCCUCUUCAUCUUCGUCUACGCGCUGGCCGUGGUCCUGACCCGGAUGAUUGGGCACCACGAGCGGAGCUCGGACCCCGAUGUGCAGGAGGUGCAGGACAUGUUCGCGAAUGUGGGGAACAGCAUGUUCUAUCUCUUUCAGCUGACUAGCCAGUGGAGCUUAGUGCCGCUCUUCCCCCUUUUGAAAGCUUCUCCGGGCACCUGUGUGGGCUUCACCCUCUUCUACAUCUACUCGGGCUGGGUUAUCGUAGCAGUGAUGACUGGAACGGUGAGCUUCACGAUGAUCUCUUUCAAAGCUCGCAUGGUGCAAGAAGACGAGCUGCGUGAGGAGGAGAAGAGAAGCUUCGUGAAGCAAGUGCUUGAGGACAUCUUCAUGGCCUUGGACGAGGAUGGAAACGGGGAGUUAAGCUACGAGGAGUUUCAGGCCCUUCUCCGAUCUAAAGAAGUGUUAUUGCUGCUCUCUGACAAUACAGACAUCAAGAUCCAGGACCUUGAGGAUAUGUGGCAAUGGAUUGAUACAGACAAGAGCGGCUCUGUGACAAUCGUCGAGUUUUUCGAGGGCUUCGAGAUGCUCAACGAGCCCUUCAGGCAGAAGACACUCCUCAAGGUGCAGGAGAGGGUCUCCGGGGAGAUUCAGAUCACCUCCAAGCGCCUGCUCGAGCUCGUGACGGAGAGCCUGGAUGUCUGCUGCCACAACAUCUACACGCCCAUGAACAAGAUCCAUGCGGUCUUAGAACAGGUGCAGAUCCAGCUUCUCACUGCUCUCAAGAUCAAGCACCAGGUGGGCCUCGUGCCGGUCAACACGGAUACUGCUGAGGACCAUGCAGUGACUGAGGCCCUGAUAGGUGCUGGGCUGCAGGUCCCGGAGGUGGCCAACUCCUUGGCCAGCCUGGAAGCCCGCCUAGAGACGCAGAUGCUGGAAGCCGUGGAGCGCAUCAACAACUUCCGGGUCACCAGGACCCAACGGCAUCUGCGCUGGUCGCGGACCUCUGGGGAUCUGUGA